Molecule: messenger RNA, 4767 nt
Organism: Cynoglossus semilaevis (tongue sole)
Lineage: Eukaryota; Metazoa; Chordata; Actinopteri; Pleuronectiformes; Cynoglossidae
Gene: nphp4
Product: nephronophthisis 4
Exons: 29
Coding region: 306-4592 (1428 amino acids)
Biological process (GO): protein localization to ciliary transition zone; negative regulation of canonical Wnt signaling pathway
Cellular component (GO): non-motile cilium; ciliary transition zone; cytoskeleton
Source: RefSeq, a predicted model, not a curated record
ACGGGGAAAAUAUUCAAAGACGACCUAUGAUAGUAAAUAUAUACGUCUGGUCUUCGAUAUAUAAUAAUCUUAUAUUAAUAAACUGAGCUGUCAGUUUACAAUGACAUUUUUAUUCAUUCUUUUGUUUCAUUGAAUUUUCUGAAUACAAAAAUUCUUUCGUCUGAGUAACCCUCUGGUGAAGAAUGUCACAUUCCAAUUUCAAUAUGGCGACACUGUUCAAAACAUGAAAGCCACGGAUAGACUAAUUCCAUUUCUAAACGCUUGCUUUGUUGUGUGCAUAUUCUUCCUAUUAUUAAAAUAUAACAAUGGUCAAAGCAAGCGACGUGUCCACAAUGGCGGACAGCUGGAGCGAAUCUUUCGAGAAAAACCGAGUUCUACCUCCACUCAGCCAGACUGCUCGCCUGGCUGUGGACAACCACCUCACCCAGUCUCGGGGCUUCCAGCUCAGCUUCAGCCGGGUCACUGCAGCUCACCUCCCUCAGGAGACACAAGAUGUGGAACAGCACUUGACCUACCAGCUGCGGCUGACACUGUUUGAUGAAAGCCACCAGCACUUCUUUGGGAGAACGUGGAAGAGUCGACCACAGAAGAUAAAAAAUAACACGAUUAUCUUCAAUGAGGCCCUUUAUUUCCAUACAUCUCUGCGGUUGCCUUGCAAUGUGGUGGUCGUGGAGCUGGUGUCGCUAACGUCAAGACCAGAUGGAUCUCAGCAGGCUCUGGGCUUAGGGUUCACCAUACUGGAGCUUUUUUCAAAUAAGACAGAAGCCCAGGGAGCAAAUGGAGACAGAAGGCUGAAUCUGCACCUUGGGUCACCGAGAGUCCUUCUACAUCCACUGCUGAAGGACACAGUUGACUAUGGCAUUUUCCUCAAGACUGUCGACGGUGCACAUUUAGAUUGUGCAGUGAAAAAACACCCUGCGUUGACUUCUGUGAUGCACCUGCUACCGGAAAAUGUCUUUGUAUCUGGAGACGAGGACAUUCCUGGGCUCUGUGCUUCUCCUACAGGAGAUUCUUUGCUCAGGCCUCAGCUGCUGAAGAUGCUGCCCUUCAGCCUGAGCAGACUAACCAUCUCCCUCCAACCGUCCUUGGAGAAGUUUGAGAGCCAGCUGCUACAGCUGAUCAGUGCCGACUGCCAUAACACGAAGCAGCUUGGAUCAGACGGUGCACCGAAGACUGUAGUCAUCCAGGAGAGACGGCUCCAUGUUGGUGUCCACAAUGGCUGGUGUUUCCUUGAAAAACCCCAAGUGGUGGUGCUCGAGGCAGUGGAAACAGGGGUCAGAGGUCGGACAGACAGCACCUCCAAACUGAGCACACCAAGUAAAGACAGCUCCACAACUUUAUCCCUUCCUCAGACGUUGAGCCUUCGGAGCAGCCUGGAGCUCAGAUUGAUUAAUCAUCUGGCUGUGGCCAUCGUCUUCCAGCUGGAAUAUGUCUUUUCUGCUCCGAUUGGACGAGAGACUAUGCUAUCUACCACCUCCUCAUCCCGGGCUGCCUUCCUGCAGUGCCUCCGUUGGGGUAUCUUUUGCCCCUUUCAGUCACCAGCUCAGUGGAAGGGAGAGGAGAUACAGCUUGUUCUGCGAGGAGGUGCAAAGCCAAACCCUUACGGAGUCAUGGUCUACAGCACAGAGACGUUUGCCAAGAGUCAUGCCUCCGUGCCACUCUCAGCUGCAGGCACAGCUCAGCCUGCAUCUGAAACACAUGAGACGAUAACUUUUCGGCUGACGUCUAGUCUGAACAGGAAGCUGUCCAGCCCCAAGGCAUCUCUGAGGGCAAGGCAGGAAGACAUGUCCUUUGAGAAGAGUUCACCUUCCUCACCUUCAGAUGGUCGCAGACACAUUCUACGAGCUUCGCCACCAGAUUCUCCUCCAGGCCCCAUGCUUUCACUGUCUCAGCUGGCAGCUACAUCACGCUACCCGACCAUCAGCCACUCCAGCUCUGUGUUGCUGUGGCAACAGUCCUUUCCCUCUCCGCUCCAUCCUUCCCCAUUGGCAUCAGCCCACCAGCUGUCACAUGUCGCCUUUCCCGCUGUCAGCAACAUUGCCCAUUUGGAAAUUGACCUACAGCGAAAAGGAGAUGUGUCCUCUUUGUCCCACAUGGAAGGUGACCAAAUUAAGGCUCUGCCCUUUACCCCUGUCCAUGCCCCUGUCAUCACUCCGGGGAUGAAUGUUCCUAGACCUUCAUCGUCCAGUUCCAGGAACUCUCUGGCUCACCUUCACUCUGCUGGGUUCCCUGAGAUCUACAGCCGCAGUGGCGAUAUCGCUGAAGUCUUAGAACCCACAGAGCCAAUGUCCUUUGACCCCCAGCUUGAGGAGAAAGAUCCUCUACAGAGCAACCUGCUUGUGUUUCAGUUCUUGGCCUUCACCAGAACACCAGAGACAGGGUUUGGUCCUGAUUGGCCAGACAAGAUCCAUUUCACAUUCCAGUUCUAUCGGUUCCCUCCAGUGACAUCACAGCAGCUCAAACUCCUGACCAGUGACAGAGUGCAGCACAACAGUGUCGGUGCGGUGCCCUGUGUCCUCACCUCCAUCACCAAACAUGGCACCAUCAACCCUGAUUCUCCAGGUCUGCAGGUUCAGUUCAGAGUAGACGACGGUUUCCUGAAGCCGGGAGAGAGGCGUUGGUUUCUCCGUUACCUGGCUCUCCACAGCCUGCACAUCGAUGUCUGGGAUAGUAACUCCUUACUCCUCAUUGGAUCUACUGCCGUUGAGCUCAAGUACAUGUUACGUCAAGGUAAACCAGCAGUGCAGGCUCUCCAUGAAGUAGAGGUGCUGACCACAGAUUAUGUUGGAGAGGACAUCCCUCUACCAAGCACAAGUGUAGGACACAAGUCAGCCUCCAGCCCUGUGACCGUCCACACCAUCAUCAGGGGUCGGCUGCACGUACGAACAGGCAACAUAGGCUAUCCAGUUGAUUCCAGCAGGAGGACAGCUGCAGACCUAACUCCAUCUCAUUCUAAUAUCAUUACUCCUUGUAAGAUCACCAGUGGCUUCAAAGGCGGGAGCUUGGCCUCUACGAACAUCCUCCAACUCAAUGCCACAAACAUGACAGAACGCAUGCCACUGUACAGUUCCCUCAGUGAGUCGGAUGACCGCCUGACCGUCUGGAAUCACCGUGACAUCAUAGACAGGGUUAAGACGAAGGAAGCCCACUUGGCCAUGGGCCCUCUUCAUUCAAAAUACCACAGAGAGUGCAGCAAAGCAGAGAGUAUUGCCAACAUGCUGAGCCAGGCAAUCACAACCCAACACCUCCUCUACGCCAGCCUGGGCUCAGCUGAGUACAUGGAGUUCGUCCUCAAAAAUCCCUUUAAUGUGCCUCACACCGUCACCAUCCACAGCGAAGACCCGGAGCUCAGUGUCAUCACCAACACAGAGGAGUGGAGUUACUUCAAAGCUCUAACAAAAUCUCAGACUGUUAUUGAGGGAAACAUGUUCCACCGGGAGGAGGACUCAUCGGGUCCGAGGGUUUACCUUCGCCCCAAAGAGAGUGUCCAUAUUCCCCUGAAGUACCAGAGCUUCCACUGUGACCACACGACCGCCCUCCAGGGACCCGGCUUCAUCCCUACAGGCAGCGGUUCUCAGAUGGCCAAGAAGAAUCUUUCCAAUAUUAUUGCUGCCAAAUCUAUCAAGGUCACUUUCAUAACAGAGGACGGCAAACCCAUGGCCAUCUGCCAGGUGAACGUGGAGCCCUCACCUCACGUUGUAGACCAGACCUUUCGACUUUACCACCCUGAACACUGCUUCCUGAAGAAGGCCAUACGCCUGCCACCCUGGCAUUACCCCACAUGUGGUCCAGAUGAGGAGCCAGAUCCACAACCCUACAUCUCCGUAUGCUGCAGUGACCCAAAUGUCAUCUGUCAGUCAAAGAUGCUGGUGCCGGGGGAGCCUCAGGACGUGUACUUGAAAGUACCAGGGAGUCCCAGCCCACACGUCAAAAUGUUCUUUGUGAUGGUUUUCACUGAUAAGUGGAUGGCCGUGCCCUCACAGACCUGGCAGAUGUACGUGCACUUCCUGGAGCGGGUGGAUGUGAGCUGCGUGACUGGCCAGCGGACCUGUCAGCCACUUGUGUUGAGGGGAAAGCAGAGCACUCGUAAGAUCCAGUGUUUCUCCUCACACCCACAGGAGAUCCAGAUGGACCCAGAGGGAGUGUUUCUGUUGCCACCGUCAUCGGUGCAGGAGCUGCAGCUGAAGGUGCAGCCGUGGCGAGUCGGCAGCCGUUUUAUGUUCGUGAACGCAGUGGACACGGAGAGUCAGCAGCUGGUCAGUGCGUGGCUGGUCUGCCUCAGUGUCCAUCAACCUUUGCUGUCAAAGGCAUUUGAAGUGUGUGUCCCAGUUGGCAGUGGACGUGGCAGCUCAAGAAAGAUCAACUUCACCAAUCCAUACACCAGCCGACGCACGUUCCUGCUGCGCUCUGACCACCCUGACCUGCUCCAGUUUAAGGAGGAUACAUUCCAGAUUGGUGGAGGAGAGAGCUACACUAUCGGACUACGCUUUGCUCCCAGCCAGAGUCCGGGCUCAGAGGAAAUCCUGGUUUAUGUGAAUAACUUGGAGGAGAAGACGGAGGAGACGUUCUGUGUUAAAGUCAACUACUCAUGAACUGAUGUUCGUGUCCUUUCACACCUUCAAUGAGAACUGCAUUUGUCUGGUUUUGUAAAAGUGUAAAAUCUUCACAAAUUAGUUCUAUUUUUCUCUGAAUGUAUAUUUGACCAGAUUCAAGAUUCACAUUUUCUAGCACAUUUUUGUAUCAUGGAAAUAAAUUGUAAUUAUAAAA